Messenger RNA from Drosophila kikkawai, 1326 nucleotides. NCBI's taxonomy places the organism in Eukaryota, Metazoa, Arthropoda, Insecta, Diptera, Drosophilidae. The record is from RefSeq and is a predicted model, not a curated record.
AUGGAGCCCAUCGUCAUCGACUCAAGCGACGAAGAGAACGUGGCUCCGAAUGGACACGAUGGCCGACCGGCGACCCCCCGAGAUCCCCGGAUGCGUCCUGGCACGUUUUACGCCGGCAGACUCACCAGAGCCUGCCCAACCGUGAUUCGACAGACUCGAGGCCCUCCCCGAGCCCCGUCGCCCCCGAUGCGGCCCACUACGUCUAGAGCACCACCGCGCCGGGCCACGCCGCGCCCGAUGUCCGAGUCUUCGGACGAAUCUCCCCCAACAUCGCCACCACGGCGCGCCGCGCCACCAACGCCUCCAAGACCAUCGGGCCGCUCGAUCUCCCCGUUCUACAUGGACAGCACUGGGCGCAGGAUCCCAUGUUCCGAAGCUCCGCCGGCCCGACUGGACUUUCUGAACCCGGGCUAUACGGGACCCCAUCGAGGCCCACAAAACCCGGAGGCGCCGGGUCAUUCUCGAUGGUUCCACAACCCGGGCACGCCAGGUCACUACCAGGGGGCCCAAAACCCGGCCGCUUCAGUGCCACCGGCACGAGAACGUUACAGUCCCCAGCCUGCCUCUCCGCGCGACGAGGACUACGAGCUGGAAGACAUCACCGAUAGUGAUGCCACACCUCCGUACCCCGGGUACCACGGGGAGGGAGCCAGCGAGCAGGACGACGAUGACGCUCAAACUAUCAGCAGCGACAGCGAGCCCGACGGUGAUGCCCCCUCGGCGGCACACUUCAUCUGGGAGGGAGAGGACCGUUGCGGCUACUGGCGGGGAUCGUGGAUCCAGCUGAUCCAUACCCGCUAUACCUCAAUCCUCAUCGAGGCCCCCUUCCGGCCGACUCCCGACCCGAUCGUCACCUUUCCCCCGUCACCGGAGAGGCUAUGUGUAAUGGCCCCGGACGAGGACUGGGAAAUGUACAUGGGGAACACCCCUGAGGUCCGCCCGCCGUCGCCAGCACUGGGGGAGGAUGCGGCCCUACCCAUCUUCCCCGGCGACCGGGCAGAUGCUAACGCCCCACUGGCGUCCACGAGCCAACACGCGUUCCGCCUCACUGACGAGAAGUACGACAACGCCCCACUGGCGUCCACGAGCCAACACGCGCUCCGCAUCACUGACGAGAAGUACGACAACGCCCCACUGGCGUCCACGAGCCAACGCGCGCUCAUCAUCACCGACGAAACCUACGACGACGCCCCACUGGCGUCCACGAGCCAGCACGCGCUCCUCAUCACCGGCGAGACCCACGACAACGCUCCACUAGCGUCCACGAGCCGAGGCUCGGUUCACACCGCCGACGAGACAGGCGAGCAUGGCUACCAGCCCACCUGA